AUGGAUGCAGCAGGAAUAUCAGGGUAAGUUUCAAGCGUUUUUAUAAAUGUAAGUUGUAUUAUUUAAACCGCAUUUGAUAACAUUUUUGUAAAAAUCCUGUCGGGAUUUUUAUGAAGUUUUGUUCGUCUUUGAAAGUCUAAACUAUUCGUGUAAAUACAUUUUGUAAAAAUCCUUUCGGGAUUUAAACUCUGAAUAAAAGUUUUUUUCGUCUUUAUAAAAGUCUAAAAGCCAAGUUGUUGUAAAUGAAGAUUUUUUUAAAUCGUUCUAUAGAUGUUUUACGCUGUACUUUUUACCUCGAGAAAAAAAACUUUACAAAUAAUUUUUUGCAGCAGAGAAAUCGUUUCAGGCAAUUGAUGGAAUCAAAAAAGCUUACCAUUAUUAACACUGACAAAAAUAUAAUUAUUUGUUGUAUAAAAGUCGUUAAGUUUUUUAGUCGAUAAUUUUUGCACAUGAAGAUUUUUUUAAAUCGUUCUACAGUCAUGUUUUACGCUGUACUGAUUUUCACCUCGAGAAAAAAAAGUUUAUUUACAAAUAAUUUUUACUGCAGCACAGAAAUCGUUUUAGGCAAUCAAUACGGAAUCAAAAGUUUGUAAGCUUACCAGUAUUAACACUGACUGUAAAAAUAUAAUUAUUGGCACUUUAUUUAUAUUCAGAAAUUAUUCCAUGAAGUGGUCAGAAGAGCACGAUCUCAUGCUAUGCAGAGAAGUUCUUGUCAUGGAACCAUUCAAGCACCCAAAGCAAAGUAGAGAGAGAGGAGAAAUCUGGGGAGAAAUAGCACAAAACUUAAAUGGGCUCAGUGUACCCAAAUUCACUGUAAGAACGCGGUCUGUUAGGGACAGGCUCACUCUUUUGCUGAGGAAGUACAAAGAAAAGGUGAGAAACGAAGAGCAGGGCUCUGGCAUGAAAUGUGACGAGGAAACAGAAUUGGAGAUGGCAUUGUGUGAAAUCAUAGAAAAAGAACAGGCAGCUGAUUUAGAAAGGAAAGAAAACACUAACACUCUUACCAAGAAGAAUGAAAACGACAAGGCGUCAGCCGAAGAAAGUAGGUUGAAGGCCUUGGAGCGCCUGGGCCAAACAAAAAAGAGGAAUGCUGAUUCGUGUGAUGAAGUUAUCAAACCAAAAAGCAGAAGAAGUACCACUGAAGCUGUGCAAAUUCUAAAAGAAAAAUUUGAGAAUGAGAAGGAAUUCCGGAAGGAAGAAAUGGAAUUGAAGAAGAAAGAGCAAGAAAAUAAAGCAGCUCAGCAUCAAAUGCUGAUAGAUCAGCAGAGGCAGAACCAGCAACAGUACCAAGAUGUAAUGAAGAUGAUGGCUGAACAGCAGCAGAGGCAGGAACAGCAGCUACAGAACUUUCAAAUGCUUUUCCUGCAGCAGCAACAACAACAGAGUCAAAUCUUAAUGAGUUUACUUGAAAAAGUAAUGCCCAAAUCCUCAUAA
This is a messenger RNA of Porites lobata, 1434 nucleotides long. The record is from the annotation of a GenBank genome assembly. NCBI's taxonomy places the organism in Eukaryota, Metazoa, Cnidaria, Anthozoa, Scleractinia, Poritidae.